AUGAUGGACGUGGAUGCCGCCCUCAGCGACAUCAUCCAAAAGCAGCGUGACGUGAAAGUGAGCGAAAGCGCCACCCGUGCACCCCGCGAUUCGAUAAAGCCUCGCGGCGAAUACAAGCGACGUUUCAACGUCAGCUACCGCCCGCGUCCCUUUGGAUAUCGGCCCCGAUACAAGAAUCCGACUCGCGUGAACUUGGCCAAUUUACACAAUGAGCUCUUUGCGGAUUAUCCCCACGACGGAAUCAUCAUGCAUCACGACGAGAUGGGUCGCCCUGUCGGAACGGCGGAUAUCCAUUUUAGGCAUCGUCCGGGCGUUGCCGCCAUAUUGAUCAGCGACAACAUGGGCAUGAUGAUUGACGGUCAAGCCAUCCAAUUCCACCUGAUCGGACGCCGUCCUGUCACCGUCGCUUUUAAGAGCCAGGUUUUUAUCCCUCUAUUUUCGAAUCGGCUUUUAGAUUCGCCCUCGCCCGAUGCAGCGCCGUACGCCUAUCUACAAAAACAAGGUUCAGAAGUGAGGCCGAGCUCAACGCGCAGCUUGACGCCUACAUGGGCCGGGCCUAGGCAGCAUCAGCAACGUCGUGGCCCCAUCACAAAUGUAUCUCUAGUCUCACUGCCACACUUUGACCAUAGUUUCCUAUUAUCCCAUAAUAUUUCUGCCUCACGGGUCGAUUUUCACCGUGAUAAGAUCUAUCAGGAUGCUUUGGAAUCGUUGAAAAGGCUUAGUGCCAACCCUCAGACUGAAUGCAAGGCGACAACAAGCGGCCCAAGUACUAGUGCGGCUCCAGUUGGAGUUUCGAAAGCGGAAACUAGCAGCGAAAAGCCAUGCGUCUCCGAGAUGCAGCCCGUAAACGCAUCGCUACUGGAUGCUCCGACACAGCCGAACCUACGUGACGUGGACUUGGUAGACUACAAGGACGAAAGCCAAUUAGCCGAGAUCAUGGAGCUGAUCACGAAAGAUCUCAGCGAACCCUACUCCAUCUACACCUAUCGUUAUUUUAUACAUGGGUGGCCGGAGCUUUGUAUUUUGGCCGUUGAUCGGGAGACGCGGAAACUCGUCGGGACCGUCAUUUGCAAGCUGGAUGGUGGUCCGUACAAGAGGAGCAAGGGCUAUAUCGCCAUGCUGGCAGUCGAUCAGACCUACCGACGACAUGGGCUUGGCACACGCUUGGUUCGACGAGCCAUAGAGCGAAUGCAGGAGAAGCAAUGUGACGAGGUGGUGCUCGAGACGGAGGUGACAAACACAAAUGCAGCCACGCUCUACUCAAACCUUGGAUUUAUUCGGGAAAAGCGGUUAUUUAGGUAUUACUUGAACGGUGUGGACGCGUUCCGCCUGAAGCUGUACUUCUCGCCGCCGCCCCAAACGUCUCCAACGAUCUCCCCAGAUCAGAUGGACGAAGAAGACGAUGACGCUAUGUGGCUCCAAGCUUUCACAUCA
Messenger RNA from Mesorhabditis spiculigera, 1434 nucleotides. The record is from the annotation of a GenBank genome assembly. Lineage: Eukaryota; Metazoa; Nematoda; Chromadorea; Rhabditida; Rhabditidae.